Molecule: messenger RNA, 898 nt
Organism: Raphanus sativus (radish)
Lineage: Eukaryota; Viridiplantae; Streptophyta; Magnoliopsida; Brassicales; Brassicaceae
Product: ankyrin repeat domain-containing protein 2B
Exons: 7
Coding region: 46-819 (257 amino acids)
Source: RefSeq, a predicted model, not a curated record
CCAGACCAUAUAUAACAACAACUUCUCUCUCUCUGUCUUUAGUUUAUGUGCGUGUUUGGCUUUUCUUAUAUAUUCUUUUUAUUCCUCUGCAAAUCUCUUCUCCAUCUACCUUGUUCGCUUAGGGGUUUUCAGACAGAUCAGAGGAUGGCUUCAGCAGGUUCAGAGAAAACUCUUCCUUGUCCAGCAAGUAAAACUACCUCGCCUGCCCUUGCCCUUAAAUUCGAUGCUUUAGAUUUCCCAGCCAUGAAGGCUAUGGAAGAUUUCCAGACUUGUAUCAGUGAACUUGGUGAGAAAAUGCGUGAGGAUCCUGCAUAUAUCCAGGAGCUUCGCAGAUGUAAUCCAGCCGCCAAGUUUGACGUGAAAAAUACAAUGCAAAUGUUUCAGCGCCUUCGGGAUAACGCACGGCAGGAUCCUCGUGCGUCUCUGGAAAAUCUCGUGAAACCUGGAGCACUGGAGGAAUUUGCUGAGCGUGUUACCCAACUGAGAAAAGAUCCUGAAGUUGAGCUCAUUCUAGCCGAGUUAGACGCUUGUCCUGCUGCUGCUCUCUUGAAGUUUGCGGAUGACAAACAAGUUUUGAAAAAACUUGGAAACUCAAUGCUUAGAUCUCAGGGUCUGAACUAUGAUGCUGAUGAUGAAGAACUUUUCUCUGAGGGAAGAAAAGCCCUCGAGAUUGCUUUUGGAUAUGCCAAGAUGAAAUGCUACAAAAUUCUUGUGGAUGCUCAAAGAAAAAAGGCUAAUAAGGUUGAGGGGAAAAAGAAGACAAGUGGAAAAAAGACAAAGCGUUCAAGCCUUCUCUCCAACAAGUGUGAUGCUGUGUAAGAUUGCAACAUAACAAAUAACACUCUGUUUCAAACCGCUCUGUUUUUCGUUCCAUACUCUCGAAAGAUUGUUUCUCUCU